AUGAAGAGAGUAUUAAAAAUUGAUCCUGCAAACUUUCCGAAAAAAAUCAAUAGAAGUUGCGGAUUUAAAAUUAAAAAUAUAGCAUAUGAAAAUUUAAAUGAGAAAAAAUAUCAAAGUAAAAUUCAUAAAAAAGCUUCACAAAUUUCAAAAUUUCUUCAAGAUAAAGGAAUUGAUUUUUCAUUGCAGACAAAUCCCUUAGAAGAAGAUAAAGAUAAAUUAAUUAAUGCAAAUAAACCUGAUAAGGAGGCAGUUUCUGAACAAGACAAAGUUUUAGAAAUCGAUGAAAGCGAUAAUGAUAUUCAAUUUAAAACUCCACCGAAUGUGAAAAAAAUCAUAAUUAAAUCAAAUGGUUCUUCGACACCGAGAAACACAAGGAAAAAAAUUGUUAAAAAGAAGAAGAAAGUAUUAAAAAAAUCCUAA
Molecule: messenger RNA, 420 nt
Organism: Pediculus humanus corporis (human body louse)
Lineage: Eukaryota; Metazoa; Arthropoda; Insecta; Psocodea; Pediculidae
Exons: 2
Coding region: 1-420 (139 amino acids)
Source: RefSeq, a predicted model, not a curated record